Molecule: messenger RNA, 2573 nt
Organism: Parasteatoda tepidariorum (common house spider)
Lineage: Eukaryota; Metazoa; Arthropoda; Arachnida; Araneae; Theridiidae
Source: RefSeq, a predicted model, not a curated record
AAAAAGACUAAUGUUUACAUUGAGGUUUAAUUUCAUUUCAAUUUAAAAGAAAAUGAUGGCCACUAGAUGGCAGUAGCAAUUAUGUGCAUACAGAGAAACGGAUAGCCAACAAUUCAGUCGGGGAUUACCCGGAAUGCUGACGCCAAGCGGUGGUUGAGAGGUUGGAUGAUUACUGUGAAGAUGAAAAGAAACGUGGAUUGAAAGAUUAGAAACAGAAAAUAGAAUCAUUUUACCUGAAGUAUUUACAUUUUUUAAGAUGGAAUUAAAGCAUGGUUUGGCGAGGUCCCAUUUCAGCACAUCGCAGAAUGGUGCAUUUUCAUUUCAGUGGAAAAUACAUAAUUUUUCUUGUUUACAACGAGGUUUUCCUAUUUCAAGUCCGAAAUUUUAUUAUAAAGGCAGUAAAUACCCUUGGUUUUUGGAACUUACAGCUUCGUACGUAUGUACCAAUAAUUUUCUCUUAUUAAAUCUAUGUAACGAUUCUAAAGAUGAUGAUAUUGAUUUAAAUUUUACAAUAACUGUAUCUCAAAACCAGGGAAUAUCAUUUUAUACAAAUAGUGAUUCUGCAUUUCGUUUUUCGAUUUGGAAUCCUGUAAUGUUGCUACCAAACGUAAAACUACCGAUAUCAUUCUUCAUUGAUGUCCUCAACAUCACUUGUACUAUUGAAGUAACUGGACUAGAAGUUGAGAGUCAUACAAAGACAGUGACAAGCAUAUCUCCUAACCUCAAAAGUUCAGAAUCCCAAAGCAAUCAACAAAGCUCUGCAAAUGAGAUGCAUAAUAAUUCUGGAAAAGCAGACCGGAAGGAACAAGGGGCCAACUCACUCUUGAAGGAAAAGAAAGGUGAUGAAUCCUUUCUGAAAAUUGCAGAUUCAGUAGUUCCCCAGCGAACUCAGUCUUCCGGAUCGGAAAAUACUCCAGACGAUAGCCCUGAUCUUGAAACAUUGAAACAACUUUCGAUCGAUUUAAAAAGGAUGCUUACCCAAACCAUGAAUUCUGAUGUCACGAUUCGAGUGGAAGAUAUCACCAUCAAANCGCAUAAAAAUAUAUUGUGUGCAAGAUCACAAGUGUUUUGCCGUAUGUUCGAACAUUCCACAUUAGAAGUUGCGAACAAUGAGAUUGAAGUGACAGAUAUUCGAGCUUCCAUUAUGAAAAAACUCAUCAACUACUUGUACUGUGGUGAAAAAGGUCGCCUUCAAUACGAAGACGCGUGUGAGCUUUACUACGCAGCUGAUAAGUAUGAGAUUUUGUAUCUUAGAGAAGCUUGUAUGAAAGAUCUUUUAUGUUUACUUGAUGUGAACAACGCCUGUCCAAUGCUCAGUCUGGCAUAUCGCCACAGUGACGAGGUUUUCAAAGAACAAAUAAUGAACUUUAUUUCUAAGAAUUUUAUUUCUAUUGUUAAAACAGAAUCAUGGAUAGAAUUAACAGAUAAAGACACGAAACUAGCUGCUCUUUUAAUGCGUUAUUGUGCUGAAGCUUUGACUAAGUAGGUCUGCUUUUGGUUUAAUUUUCUUAUAAUAUUGUUAUAUAAUAUAAGAAGUUAAUUUUAGGUAAUUUCAAACAUGUAUAUCAUUAGACAUGCAUAUCAUAAACAUGUAUUACUUAUUAUUAUCUUCAAACAUGUAUUUAUAAAAGAAACAACAGCUAUUUCAAAGUAAAAUAAAAUUCUAUGUUUUAUUAGUUUGAACUGUGUAAUAAAUAUGAAAUAAUAAGUUUUUAAUUUACGUAAUUAUGAAAUCUUAUUAAAUAUUGUCACUCAGGGAGUUUUAAUAUUCUGAGCCAAAGUAUUUUUUUUUCUUGUUCUGACUUUUGUGUCCCUGUCUUUGUUUCCAGAUAAAUACUUAUCUAUUUUCCGGAAUUUCCGUUUGAAUGCAAAUAAAGAUCCUGACAAUUAAAACAAUUUUUUAUUACAAUACUUACUUCCAUUGUUAAAUCACAAGCUUUCAUUUUUGUCUGAAUAUUCUCUUUUUGUUUUUAAAUUGAAACAAAAUCUAUAAUUUUUUAUUAACACUUUGACGGAGAUAGAACACCAAUGUUCCUUACAUAUAAGGAUUUUUCUGACUUUCUAAUUAUAAGAAAAAUAUAUUUGGUGCUUUUAAUUUGUAAGAAACAGUCCAACGUCACUUAAAAAAUCUGUGUGGAAUUAACUAAAACAUGAAAUCCUAAAAAGUAGUUAGUAAUUUUUUUUUUUCAUAUUGAAAAAAAUUUAUCAAUAAUUUAUUUUAUAAAUUAAAAAAAUUUCAAUGAUGAAUAGCUGUUUGUCUUAAAUAUAAAUAAGUACAAAUUUGAAAAAUUGUUUAGAAGUGACUCAUGUCUGGAAAAUGUUAGCCUUAACGUAGGAAAAAAGAGACAAAUGUGUUUGAUGCUGUAUUUCUUAACCAAAAAUCAUUAAAAGACUAAGUAUAAUAUUUUCCACUUAUUGUGAUCUAAAUUGAUUCAAAAUUAUGAAAAAAGUAUGAAAUAUAGAAACCAAAGUGUUUUAAAAGUAAUUUAUUAUGAACAUAGCUAAAGAAUUAUUUUUAGCAAUGUAAUUUGAUUCUAUAUAUUGGCAGAAUAAAAUGUUUAUCUUUAGACAUA